This is a messenger RNA of Contarinia nasturtii (swede midge), 2027 nucleotides long. It is a transcript of the gene Seipin, whose product is annotated as seipin. Gene Ontology annotation, cellular component: endoplasmic reticulum membrane. The record is from RefSeq and is a predicted model, not a curated record. Bases 382 to 1458 code for a protein of 358 amino acids. The transcript has 3 exons. Gene Ontology annotation, biological process: lipid droplet organization; lipid storage. NCBI's taxonomy places the organism in Eukaryota, Metazoa, Arthropoda, Insecta, Diptera, Cecidomyiidae.
AUAUUGUGGUUAGUUUGUGCGUGCAGUCGAUUGUAUAAGGCAUAGAAAGUGAAAAAAAAAUUAAAUUCAUCUGUUAGUCAUGUGUUGACAAAGUCUCGCGCCAAUUGAGAUUUAAUACUGACCUUUGAACAUACACAAAUUGCCAAACAUUGAUUAGUUAGCAUUAUUCCAUUCCGUCGAUUCGAUAACAAAUGUGAACUUCAAAAAUUCUCAAGUUUAUUUGUGCACACUUGUUAUCAAUUGUGGGAUUUUUUCGUGUUAUUUUUUUUGGAGAUUGACACGAAUCGUCUGAUUCAAUACGAAUAAUAUUUAUUUAGUCUAAAAUUGGUUGGCAAACAGAUCGGUUUGAAAAGUUUGUUUAUCUGUGGGGGAGCAUUUAAAAUGGGUUUAAUAACAAUGAUUUUGGCGUUGCCGUUUGAGAUGUUGCGCGGUUACAUAAUUCAGCCAGUUGUGGAUCGGACACACAACACCUACGAUGACUAUCGAAAUCGCACCAAACAAGGAGUGAUAACAACACGCGAGGUAAUGAUUAAAUUGGCGAUUCUUGCAUUUGCCGCAGCUAUUAUCAUCUGGAUGGCAGUUUUCAUGUACAUUGCAUUCUACUACACAUACAUGCCAUCGAUCGCACAUGUACGACCUGUUUACAUGCAAUUUAAGACUUGUGAAGAAAUCAUUGGACCGUGUUCGUUUCCCCAGGCGCAUGUUUUAUUGACCCGAAAACAGCAAUUGCUUAUGGUUGGUCAACCGUAUCGUAUAUCAGUGAAUAUCUAUAUGCCUGAAUCCGAACAAAAUUUGCGCUUGGGAAUGUUUAUGGUGUGCGCUGAAAUGCGAGAUCAACGAACUCGAUUGCGAAAUCAUGCGUGCCGUUCGGCAAUGCUACAUUACCGUUCCCAUUUGGCACGUACAAUAUCAACAUUGGUGAUGAGUCCGCUCAUUAUAUUUGGUAUCAAAGAAGAAACACAACAAAUACCCGUUGAAGUAUUUUCAAGCUACGAAGAUGAUCAAGAAAAUCCGGUCACCGAUGUUUUUGUCGAAAUUCAAUCGAAACAAAUUCAAUUCUAUUCGGUUACACUGCACAUUAUCGCACAUUUCACUGGAUUACGUUAUAUUAUGUUUCAUUGGCCAAUACUCUCUGCUUCAAUAGGUAUUGGAGCGAAUCUGUUCUUCAUAAUGACGGUCAGUCUAUUGAGCUGGUACCAUUGGUCGGAUUCCGUAUGGAUGGAGGAGACACGUAAACGUAUUCGUGAUCGUGCCGAAGAAAGUCGCCGAAAACGUGCCGAGGUUAUGUCCGCAUCAUCUAUUGGAGAGAAAACAUUCGAUGACGACGAAGACAUAAGCAUUCUAGAAGAGAAACCCAUGCAAUUCGACGAUGACAGUGAUAUUGAAGAAUUAACCGGUUUCAGCGAAAGUGAGAUACGCCAACGCAAACCACAACUCAGUGAAACAGCUUCCAGCUAAAUCAAUCACAAUUUAUCAAUAAGCAUAAACUAUUUGAGAUAAUUUAAUCACACAGCCAAACAAUGAAUAAGAAAAUAGUUUACAGAGAAUUAAUAUAAUAUCGUUAGAAGGCUAUUCGCUGUAACAUAUAUAAUUCACGUAAUGCAAUCGAAUAUUGCAUUUAAUUGAUAGUUAAACAAAUGCCAUAUUGAACCGUUUUAAGAGGUUAAUACGAUUUAUUAUUAGAGCAGCUUGUACAUUCGAAGUACAUACAUCACUUAAAGCAAAAAAAAAAAAAACUUACCAAUUAAUACCAAAUAGAAUCUUCGAUUUUAUCAAUUGAUUCUGACUAAACGCAAUGUUUUUAAUUCGAAUAAUUAAAGAAAAUGUGAAGCAUACACACGCCAUACAAAUAUGGCAAGAUUCCAAAGAUGAACAUUUAAAAGAACCAAAUACUCUCUUAACACACACAAAAAAGACGAUUUUACAAAGAAUUUAUCGUGUGAUCGAUAUCAUUCCGAUUUUGAAAUGAAAAAUAAAGAAAACUCGAAACAAAUAUUUUAUCGUCAACCAUUCGACGAUGUUUAUAA